CCCGCACGCGCGAGGGCUAUUUCCGCCUCAAGGGCGGCUGCGACUGUGCCAUCAACCGCGCCAUCGCCUACGCACCCUACUGCGACGCAUCUGGAUGGAGAGCAAGCUGCCCGACUACAGCAGGCGCAGGAGUUUGCCAAAGGCGUUCACGCUGUGUGGCCCGAGCAGAAGCUCGCCUACAACCUCUCCCCGUCCUUCAACUGGAAGACGGCCAUGCCCCGCGACGAGCAGGAGACGUACAUCCGCCGCCUCGCGUCCCUGGGCUACUGCUGGCAGUUCAUCACGCUCGCGGGCCUGCACACGACGGCCCUCAUCAGCGACAAGUUUGCCCGCGCCUACAGCCAGCAGGGCAUGCGCGCCUACGGCGAGCUCGUCCAGGAGCCCGAGAUGGAGGGCGGCGUCGACGUCGUCAAGCACCAAAAGUGGAGCGGCGCCAGCUACGUCGACGAGCUGCUCAAGAUGGUCAGCGGCGGCAUCAGCAGCACCGCCGCCAUGGGCAAGGGCGUCACAGAGGACCAGUUCCACUAAAGGGGUCUUUGCAUGCAUGUAUAGCAGUAGAGUGGUAUGAUGUAGCGGGACGACAUGAUGUGAUGUUUUUUCUUUUACGUUGUACCUUUGCAAUACUAUCCGAUUUAGAC
Molecule: messenger RNA, 638 nt
Organism: Verticillium dahliae VdLs.17
Lineage: Eukaryota; Fungi; Ascomycota; Sordariomycetes; Glomerellales; Plectosphaerellaceae
Product: isocitrate lyase
Exons: 2
Coding region: 95-568 (157 amino acids)
Source: RefSeq, a predicted model, not a curated record